Arabis nemorensis is the source of this 720-nucleotide messenger RNA. The record is from the annotation of a GenBank genome assembly. Lineage: Eukaryota; Viridiplantae; Streptophyta; Magnoliopsida; Brassicales; Brassicaceae.
AUGGCGAGUUCAGGCAAGGAUAAGGUUGUGUUGGAGGAGCAUCGCUCGUUCGCUAGAAUCGGAUUUCUAGGAAACCCUAGCGACGUUUACUUUGGCCGUACGAUUUCCUUCACCAUCGGUAAUUUCUGGGCCUCGGCUAAGCUCGAACCAUCAGAUCAUCUCUUGAUCAAACCUCAUCCAUUUCAUGAUCUUGUCCAGUUCCCAUCUCUCGACAAUCUCUCGUACGUGCUCUGGUCUGAAUUUUUCUUCGUUUUCUUGCUCUGCAUUGGUUCGUGUUCUGUUCUUAAGGCUAGGCCGGUGCCUAGGCGGCGUCCAGGUGCUACGCGGACGCCGGGCGCUCCGAUUUUAGACGGGGUCAUGGGGCUUUCGGGUUCUAGUGCAAUUGUGUCUGCUGCUCUUAGCUGCCUACUUGACUUCUACAAUGUUAGGCAACAAAUCAAAAUAGAAGUCCGACCUAACCUUAUUCUUAAUGCGGAGAAAGAACUUGGUAUCGUUGCAGGUCUUCAAGACCGUGUUGCGCAGGUCUAUGGUGGUGGUCUUGUUCACAUGGAUUUUAGUAAAGAGCAUAUGGAUAAAGUAGGAUAUGGGAUUUAUACUAUAAUGGAUAUCAAUCUUCUUCCUCCUCUGCAUCUCAUUUAUGCUGAGAAUCCUAGUGACUCUGGGAAGGUUAGAGAGAUAUUCACUUCUCUAUACAUAGCUCGGUUCGUAGAAGAUGGUUAG